AUGGUCAGCGCGCGGGAGAAUGUCCGCGGGACGCGCGUGUUCCCCCGGGCGAGGGAUCCACGGGGGAAGGAAGCGAUUGUCUACAGACACAGGACACGGGAAGGGGAGAGCGCACCCGGGGAAUGGGAACGUGGAAUUAGUGAAAACACGCGGCCUGCACCAGCAAACGAGAAAUUACCAACACGCACCUCUCGCCCUAAUAUCUCACCGCCUGUUUCCCCUCGCCAACAGCGCGAGUGUCUUUCAAUCCACAUCGGUCAGGCUGGCGUCCAGGUUGGCAACGCUUGCUGGGAGUUGUAUUGCCUGGAGCACGGGAUCCAACCGGAUGGACAGAUCAUCGGAGGCGGCGACGAUUCGUUCAACACCGUUUUCAGCGAGACGGGUGCGGGCAAGCACGUACCAAGGGCCGUGUUCAUCGACCUGGAGCCCACGGUGAUCGAUGAGGUGCGGACCGGCACCUACCGGCAGCUCUUCCACCCCGAGAAGCUCCUCACCGGCAAGGAGGACGCGGCCAAUAACUACGCCCGGGGCCACUGCUCCAUCGACAAGGAAAUCGUGGACCUCGUCCUGGAUCGCAUCCGGAAACUGGUAGGUUGCUCAGGGACUGCAAAUUGCUCCGCGUGCUUACAGCGCCAAUGUAUCCGUUUGCACCGGACUAUUCGCGAGUGCUGCGGCCACGGUGUUCCCAAAUACUCAUUGUCACUGCUCUAUUUAUCACUGAGAUUCCCACCGAACCAUCUCGCUCGGCGCCGGCUACUGCAGGGGUUCCUCAUCUUCCAUAGUUUCGGCGGCUGCACCUGCUCGGGCUUCACUUCCCUCCUUAUGGAGGGACUCUCCGUCGACUACGGCAAGAAAUCCAAGCUGGAGUUUUCCAUCUACCCGGCGCCGCAGAUCUCCACCGCUGUGCUUAAUCGGAGCUUGCGCAUUUUUGUGCAAGUAGAAUUAAUUUUUAAAUGUUUUUUUAUCCGGCCGCAAGUGGGCAUCAACUACCAGCCCCCGACGGUUGUGCCGGGGGGCGACCUGGCCAAGGUGCAACGUGCCCUCUGCAUGCUGAGCAACACCACCGCCAUCUCCAUGGCCUGGACCCGCUUCAACAUCAAGUUCGACAAGAUGUACGCCAAGCGGGCCUUUGUCCACUGGUACGUGGGAGAGGGGCUGGAGGAAGGAGAGUUCCAGGACGCGCGGGAGGGCAUGGCGUCGCUGGAGAAGGACUACCAAGAGGUGGCCCUGGAUUCCGCCGACCUCGAGAGAAGGGGGGAAGAGGAAGAAUAAAAUGUAUUAAUUUAGUCGGGGUUUUUUUGUUUGUU
This is a messenger RNA of Leucoraja erinaceus (little skate), 1307 nucleotides long. RefSeq names its product tubulin alpha-1D chain-like. Gene Ontology annotation, biological process: microtubule cytoskeleton organization; mitotic cell cycle. The record is from RefSeq and is a predicted model, not a curated record. The transcript is spliced from 5 exons. Gene Ontology annotation, cellular component: microtubule; cytoplasm. Gene Ontology annotation, molecular function: structural constituent of cytoskeleton; GTP binding. Lineage: Eukaryota; Metazoa; Chordata; Chondrichthyes; Rajiformes; Rajidae. The coding region runs from base 1 to 1272 and encodes 423 amino acids.